This is a messenger RNA of Schistosoma margrebowiei, 1756 nucleotides long. Lineage: Eukaryota; Metazoa; Platyhelminthes; Trematoda; Strigeidida; Schistosomatidae. The record is from the annotation of a GenBank genome assembly.
UGACAAGCCAAAUGAUAUAUGAGAUAACCUAUAUGGUAAUCUUGAAAAGCUUUUCUUUGUAAAAUUCUACGUGUUUCCAUUGUGUCCCAGAUCAAUUGGAUUCAUUAUCAAAUCAGAACUUUGAAAUUUAUCAAGGAUAUAUUCGCAGAUACUAUAAUGAAAGAGGAAAGUAUCAUGACUGUAAUUGAAGAUGAUCAAAUCAAUAAAGUAACCAAUAUGAGUAAUGGUUGUCUGAAUUGUAUCAGAAGUCGUACAACAAUAUUGAUUAUUGUAUUUAUUGCAUUACUUCUAGAUAAUGUAUUAUUAACUACUAUUGUCCCAAUUAUACCUAAAUUAUUAUCAAAUAAAGAAGAAAUAGAAACUAAUUGUACCCAUGGGAAUUGUUCCCAUUCAAUUAUUCAUACCAUUGAUAAUUAUAAUCCACAUAUUAAAAUUGGUAUUCUAUUUACUGUUAAACCACUUGUACAGUUCUUAGUGAAUCCAUUUGUUGGUCCAAUUACUAACAGAAUUGGUUAUAGUAUUCCAAUGUUUACUGGAUUCAUACUCUUGUUUAUAUCAAUAAUUAUUUUUGCUUUUGAAACAAAUUUCUACAUUUUAUUGAUUGCCAGAGCUAUUCAAGGUGUUGGAUCAGCAUGUUCAUCUGUAUCCGGAAUGGGAAUGUUAGCCACUUAUUAUAUUGAUGAAACAGAACGAGGUCGUGCAUUUGCUAUUGCUUUAAGUGGACUUGCUAUAGGGUUAUUAAUUGGUGCCCCCUAUGGAGGAAUUACAUAUCAAUUUAUAAGUAAACAAGCACCAUUUCUUAUUCUCGCUAGUGUCACUGUUGUCGAUGGAAUUCUACAAUUGUUAGUCUUGAAACCAAAGAUUCAACGUGAAAGUCAAGAAGGUUCAAAAUUAACUGAAUUGUUAAAAGAUCCAUAUAUUUUAGUAGCAGCUGGUUCAAUUACAUUUGGUAAUCUUGGUAUGUCUGUAUUAGAACCAACUUUACCAUUAUGGAUGAAAACUAGAAUGAAUUCUACUGAAUGGCAACAAGGUAUUGCAUUUCUACCAGCUAGUUUAUCAUAUCUAGUUGGUACAAAUAUAUUUGGACCAAUUUCACAUAGAAUUGGUAGUGGAUAUAGUGCUGGUUUAGGUUUAUUAAUUACUACUGGAUGUUUAAUAGCAGUACCAUUUUCAAAACGAAUGGAACAUUUAAUAGCGCCUAUGUUUGGUUUGGGAUUUGCUGUUGGCAUGGUUGAUUCAUCAAUGAUGCCAAUCAUGGGUUAUUUAGUAGACUUAAGACAUGUUGCAGUUUAUGGAAGUGUUUAUGCUAUUGCAGAUGUAGCAUUUUGUCUUUCAUUUGUAAUUGGACCAAUUAUUGGUGCUGUAUUGGUGAAAUUCUUAGGUUUUAAUUGGAUGAUUUGGAUUACUGCAAUCAUUUGUUUUCUGUAUGCUCCUUUAACGUUAUUUCUCAGGAAUCCAUCAGAAAAAGAGACAAGUGAUUUAGAGAUAACAGUUUGUAAAUCUAUUUCCGGUUUAGAUGAAUAAUCGGGAACUGUCAUUCAAUUAAAAAUGUUAUGAUGCAUUUCUCUUUGUAUUGAUAUUAAUAUCUCUGUUGAGCUUUUACCAGUUAUCCAAGUGAAAUCCUAAAAGGAACAAACAACUUAGUAAUUCAAACAGAUGGAUUUAUUAUCAUCAAUGAGGUUGAGAAAUAUUGUGUCUUUCAGUUUGAUCAUUUAAUUUAAUUGUGGAUAAAUACUAUUUCCACUUUAUUAUAAAA